CGGUCUGUUUCUCAUCUGCAGUCUUUCCUAUUGCCAAUAGGUUGUGAUCAUGACAAACCAGAGGUCUCAGGGCCAAAACAAUUCAUGCAGUGCACACGCAAACUCAGUAUCCUGUGAUAGAACCAUUAUCAGCACCUGACACCUCGAAAACAGGAAAAACGUUUCAGCAGGAACACAGAUGUUUUGGAGUGUUUGGGGGAGGAGCAUGAUCGCAACUAUAUAUCCCCUGCAGACAGAAAUCUCAACUUCACUCCGUCUAGAGAGGGACUGCCUCCGUCAUGUCUUACUAUGAGCAUAUCGUCUUCGACUACGACCUCAAUGACACAGGCUCCGGCUCUGGCUCUGGCGACCUGGCGGCGGAUCUGCAGGAGCCCUGUGACGUGGAGCAGGUGAUGACUGCUGACCUUCAGCAGGUCUUCUUGCCUGUGGUCUACGCCCUCAUCUUCAUCCUCGGAAUCACAGGAAACGGGCUCGUCGUCAUAGUGCUGGGCUGCCAACGCAGGUCAAAGUGCAGCCUCACAGACCGGUAUCGCCUCCAUCUCUCAGCAGCUGAUCUCCUGUUUGUGCUGGCGCUGCCGUUCUGGGCCGUGGACUCAGCCCUGGCCGACUGGCGCUUCGGUGCGGCCACCUGCAUCGGUGUGCACGUUAUCUACACGGUUAACCUGUACGGCAGCGUGCUCAUCCUGGCAUUCAUCAGCCUGGACCGCUACCUGGCAGUGGUCCGAGCCACGUACACAAACACGGGGGGGCUGAGGCAGCUGCUGGCACACAGACUGGUGUAUGUGGGUGCCUGGUUGCCUGCUGGCCUCCUGGCAGUGCCAGACUUGGUGUUUGCGAGGACUCAGGAGGGAGGGGAGGGGGCCACUCUGUGCCAGCGGUUCUACCCAGCAGACAACGCUCCUAUCUGGGUUGCAGUCUUCCGUCUCCAGCUGGUCCUGGUGGGUCUGGUGAUCCCGGGCCUGGUCCUCCUGGUGUGUUACUGCGUCAUCGUCACCCGGCUGACUCGGGGUCCGCUGGGGGGCCAGAGGCAGAAGCGGCGAGCUGUCAGGACCACCAUCGCUCUGGUUCUCUGCUUCUUUGUGUGCUGGCUGCCCUACGGAGUGGGCAUCUCUGUGGACGCCCUACUGCGCCUGGAGGUCCUGCCCCGCGGCUGCACCCUGGAGGCCGUGCUGGGCGUGUGGCUGGUGGUGGCUGAGCCCAUGGCCUUUGCACACUGCUGCCUGAACCCCCUGCUGUACGCCUUCCUGGGGGCCGGGUUCAAGAGCUCAGCCCGCAGAGCCCUCACUCUAAGCCGGGCCUCAAGUUUAAAGAUUUUACCAAGAAGACGCCCAGGGGCCUCCACCACCACAGAGUCCGAGUCCUCCAGUUUACAUUCCAGCUAGUGUUUGCUUCUGCUGCAUGUAUAUAUAUACUGUGUAUAUAAGUGUGUGUUUAAGGACAUUUACACAAAAGGUCUGAGAAAGUGAGGAGCAGUCUGCUGGUUUACGACUUGUCUUCUCCCUCCAUGUGGGGGUUCUCCUGUAAAUACUGUUUUUAGACAUGAUUUUGGUGCUGCUGUGUGUAUUGAUGUUUUCUAAUAAAAUAUACAAAAUACCCAUA
Molecule: messenger RNA, 1599 nt
Organism: Trematomus bernacchii (emerald rockcod)
Lineage: Eukaryota; Metazoa; Chordata; Actinopteri; Perciformes; Nototheniidae
Product: C-X-C chemokine receptor type 4-like
Exons: 4
Coding region: 279-1382 (367 amino acids)
Biological process (GO): immune response; neurogenesis; G protein-coupled receptor signaling pathway
Cellular component (GO): membrane
Molecular function (GO): G protein-coupled receptor activity
Source: RefSeq, a predicted model, not a curated record